Messenger RNA from Clunio marinus, 416 nucleotides. Lineage: Eukaryota; Metazoa; Arthropoda; Insecta; Diptera; Chironomidae. The record is from the annotation of a GenBank genome assembly.
UGAUUCUUUCAGCAUCAGCUAGUUUUGUGUUGACUUCAGGAUAUUGAAAUUGACCGAGGUUAGAACAAAGUAUGGUUUGAGGAUCAAAUGAGGAUAAAUGUGCUACUCAGUAUUCAUUUCUACCUAGGCUACGAAUUUCCAUCCCAGGCAUAUCGAGCAACAACCAAACAAGAUUUCAAUUUCUCAGGAAAUUUUUAUCGAAGAAUUUUUUCCAUCAAUUUCUAAUGAAAAUAUUUUAUUAUUCGAAUGAAAAGAAUAAAUUUUCACAUCAACAACAAAUUGCACAAAGAUAAUCGAGUUUCUGCGGAACAAGGAUAUUAUCAAGCUGAACCAACACACCAAUGACAACCAGAUUCCAAAUUGUUGCUUAAGGGGCAGUUCCUCUCCACACCCCCGCUCCAAUUGGUGGUACACUG